AUGACCAAGGUCCCAGUGGACAAGAAGAUCCAGAACUCUGUCAACUCGGGGCCCUUCUUUCACUCCUCAGAGCAGAAAGCACAGGUUCCAGAGAAACCACUCAAGAGCAUCAAGUACAUGGACAAGGAAAUAAUCAACCUCAAAAAAGACCUUAAACGGAGCCGAUUCUUCAUUCAGUCAGUGAAGAUCGGCCGGGGAUACUUCACGAUGCUUAAGGAGGAGAGCGCAAAGAAAAAGAUGGAUCAGCAACGUCAGAAAAUGGAAGAGGAAGAAAGAAAGAAAUUCCAGCCAGCCAGUAAGAGCUCCGAUAUACACUUCGGUGACACUCUUUUGAGCACGUCAGAAGACAAGAUGAAGAAGAUGGGAAGAGGGACUGAAAUGGUGCUCCGCCCCUUCCUGCCCUGUCACAGCAACAUCAUCUCAGCCUUUCUCCCCGAGGCUCACGUUGAACCCCUCUUCCGGCAGCUCUGCGCCCUCCACUGGCUCCUGGAGGCCCUGACUAUUGACCACACUCACCAAACCAUGAAGCCUGUGAUCACCUGCUGGAAUCUUAAGGACCCAGGUGGGAGCAAGAGUACAGUGAAAAAAAUCAUGAAGGACAAGUCCAAGGACCAAAGGUGGGAGCAGUUCGUCACCAUGUCAAAGCAAAACAAAAAAUUCAAAAUCCCCGCUCUACGCACCACCACCCGCAAGCCGAGCCGGCGAGGCUCCACCGUCAGCCUGUCCCGGACCAGUGGGGGAUCAUCCCCCCAAAGCAGCAUGAUGUCCAUUAUCCCCGGCUCAGAUGAGCCCCAAAGUGUGGCCACCCAGGGCACUGGGAGCAAGGAUGUUGAGGACAAUGAGUCAAGUUCAACCAAGCCAGAUGAGGAACCUCUCCAUAGCAAUCUGCAGAAGCUUCUGGAGAUGGUCUGGGAGGACGCACGAAGGACAAUAACCCUAGAAGAUGAGUUUCAAAAAAGAGUGCCCAGCCUCGUGUCAAUGAUGAAGCAAAACAAGAGUGAGUCAGGGUUGAAGGAGAUGCAGACCACCCUCAAGUCCAGUGAUAAGAGCAGCAGUACCAGUGGAGAGAGUCACACGCAGCAAACCCAGAAGAAGACAAAAAACCGCCUCACCCGGGACCUCCUCCACUGUAAGACGAGUAUUUGUUCCUCCAUGCACGCCAAGUUCUACAGCGUGGCCCAGGAGGCCGGCUUCUGUCUCCAGGACAAGAUGGAAAUCUUCAUGAAGCGGCAAGAAGAGAGAAGUCUCCAGAAAUUCAAUUCCUUUUUCCUUGCCUCAAAUUUCCAAAAGGAUCUUGCCAAAAUGAGGUACCACGCCUCCAUGGUAAAAGGAGAUGCAGAAGAAAUUGCAGACCACUGGUACUUUGAUCUGUUGUCCAAACUCCCCGAAGACCUGAAGAACUUCCUCCCAGCCAAAAAGAUCCUGGUGAAACUGCAGAAGUUUGGGGAGAACCUAGAUCUUAGGAUUCGGCCUCACGUCCUCCUGAAGGUGCUGCAGGAACUGAGGGUCUGGGAGCUGUGCUCCCCCGACAUUGCUGUGGCUAUUGAGUUUGUACGAGAGCACAUCAUCCACAUGCCUCAAGAAGACUACAUCAGCUGGCUGCAGAGCCGCAUCAGCAUCCCCAUCCGGCCCCACAGCGCGCCGGCGUAG
Elephantulus edwardii (Cape elephant shrew) is the source of this 1650-nucleotide messenger RNA. It is a transcript of the gene CCDC60, whose product is annotated as coiled-coil domain containing 60. NCBI's taxonomy places the organism in Eukaryota, Metazoa, Chordata, Mammalia, Macroscelidea, Macroscelididae. Bases 1 to 1650 code for a protein of 549 amino acids. The record is from RefSeq and is a predicted model, not a curated record. The transcript has 14 exons.